Molecule: messenger RNA, 1248 nt
Organism: Aspergillus ochraceoroseus IBT 24754
Lineage: Eukaryota; Fungi; Ascomycota; Eurotiomycetes; Eurotiales; Aspergillaceae
Product: putative cyclin
Exons: 5
Coding region: 1-1248 (415 amino acids)
Biological process (GO): positive regulation of DNA-templated transcription, elongation; regulation of transcription by RNA polymerase II
Cellular component (GO): cyclin/CDK positive transcription elongation factor complex; nucleus
Molecular function (GO): cyclin-dependent protein serine/threonine kinase activator activity
Source: RefSeq, a predicted model, not a curated record
AUGGCGCCUGAACAAAGAGGUGAUGUGAAGAACCUGGCUGGAUCGGAGGUCCCUGUGCCAGCGCCUCCUCCUAUCCAUCCGUCCUUCAUCCAGGUAGCCAAGCCAUACAUCUUCGAGCAGACAAUCCAGAAGUGUAUUGCGGCCAUGGGCGUCAAUCCUCUGCGUGAGGAGGCUGUGCGCCUGCAGGGUGUGACCUGGAUCGAUAAUGUUCGUCGGGUGCUUUACUUACCAAUUCGGACCUUUAAUACAGCCGUGGUGUAUUAUCAUAAGUUUCGGCUUAUUCAUCCUGACACGGAUUAUAAUUACAUGGACGCCGCCGCGGCUGCACUCUUUACGGCCUGCAAGGUCGAGGACACCCUCAAGAAGUCCCGGGAGAUUGUUUGCGCCGCGUAUAAUCUCAAGCUACCCCAAUCUGAACACAUAUCCCCCGAUAACCAGGUGUUUGACAGCCCGGCCAAAGGCAUCAUCGGCCUCGAGAGGCUUAUGCUUGAAAGCUCAGGUUUUGAUUUCCGAACCCGCCACCCACAGAAAACACUCGUCAAACUUGCAAGGAAAUACGGUUUCACGACGCAAUCGGAAGUUUCGAAUGUCGCAUAUCGCAUCUCCCAGGACCUCUAUCGCACAUUUGCGCCCAUUAAGCAGACAACAUCUACGAUGGCCUUUAGCUGUCUUGAAUUGGCGGGGAGACUUCUCGACCGGCGGAUCGAGGCUGUUGAGCUGGGGUUGGACUAUGAGCAGUGGAAAACCACUCGGGAGGAGGUGAUGGAAACCCUCCUCGACCUCCUUGAACUAUACACCCAUAACCGCGGCUCUACAACCGUCGGCCCCCAUUUCCCUGCGGACCGAUUCCUUACCGUCCGCAUCCCGCUGAACAAAGAAGUAGAAACCCAACAUCUCCCGCGUUAUACACACUGGAUCGAGCAACCCAAAGACAAAUCCCAAGCCCAUGCCCCAGCCCAAGAAAAAGACAAAAACAAGGACAGAAGGGAAACAGAGAAAGAGAAAGACAAAGCACUGUUCACCAACGGCUCUAGAAACGACAAAAGCAACAACAUAGCGAUCGAGAAGGAGCCAAUCUCGCAUCCUCUCAUCCCCGUUUCCGCGAAUGGCGAGCGGCCCAGACCAGAUGAGAAGGGCCGCGACGGAACCGUGCGGUUUAUGCUUGAUCCUGAAUGUGCAGAAGCCGAAAGAUCGCACGUCGCUGAAUACUUUAAGGUUGAGAUGGAGGAAUAUGAAGUUGAGGAGUGA